Molecule: messenger RNA, 2448 nt
Organism: Calidris pugnax (ruff)
Lineage: Eukaryota; Metazoa; Chordata; Aves; Charadriiformes; Scolopacidae
Product: leukotriene B4 receptor 1-like
Exons: 1
Coding region: 99-1109 (336 amino acids)
Biological process (GO): G protein-coupled receptor signaling pathway
Cellular component (GO): membrane
Molecular function (GO): G protein-coupled receptor activity
Source: RefSeq, a predicted model, not a curated record
GAACUUCUCUCAAGUAGUUCACUAACACCUUCAGAAUAAAAGCAGAGUGCAAAGCACAAAGGAUAUUGGCAACCAAGAAGAACAGAAGGAUUUCCAGAAUGAGUCAAGCUGAGGAAAGCAACAUCCACCCAACGUGGAAUAUUGUGAGGUCAGUGGUCUGCGUGAUACUGAGCUUGUCAUUUAUUAUUGGGACCCCUGGAAAUUGCAUCGUCAUCUGGACUGUUUGUGCAAAAAUGAAGCAAGUAUCUCCUUCGGUCCUGCUGAUCUUGCACCUGGCCAUUGCAGAUGUCCUUGUACUGAUUACUUUACCAAUUUGGAUUUACUCCUUUGCUGACUCAUGGGUUUUUGGAGUCAUCAUCUGCAAAAUGCUGGUUUUCAUUAUUUACUGCAGCAUGUAUGCUAGUAUAUUUCUAAUUACAGCACUGAGCCUGGAGCGGUUAAUGGCUGUGUAUUAUCCUUUAACAAUUCAAAGAUACAAAACAAAAAGGAAGAUCUGUUUAAUCAUGUUCCUCAUCUGGUUCCUGUCUAUUGCGUUCGGCGUUUCUGUCAUUCCGUUUCAAGAGACAGAAGAAACAAAUGGUCAACUAAUGUGCACGUGUCGCAACUACUCUUCUAAUAAACAGAGAGCUUCAUAUCUUCUGCUGGAGACUCUUGCAGGUUUUGUAAUCCCUUUUUUAAUUAUUUGCACUUGUUAUAUGUGUGUUGCAAGAAGAAUAAGCAGAAUGACUUACCAAUCGAAGCGGCGAUCGGAACGGCUCAUUGCCAGAAUUGUGGUGGCAUUCAUUUUGUGCUGGUUCCCUCAUCAUCUCUUUAACACCCUAGAUAUUAUUUCAAUGCAGAUAGAGCUCUCUAACAAGGAAACAUCCUCGGCACUGGAAGAAGUUGUGGACAGAGGAGUGUACAUCUCUGGAGCACUUGUAUUCGUCAGUAGCUGUAUUAACCCUCUACUUUAUGCUUUUGCUGCACGAAGAUUUCAGAAUCACCUGAGGUUUGCCAAGAUUUCAAAGCUCUUUGAACAGAUGAGUCAGACUGUAGCAGAGGAAGACAAGAAAAAAAGUUUGGUUGUAACCAAACGAGAAGAUACUUUAACAAGCACAGAAAAUCUCUAACAAGGACUUAGUGAAUAAUGUGAUUCUGUGUCAUUCCUUCAGUAGUCCUUUCUCCUCAUACUCUCAGUAUUAUUUACUAAGCAGACUAGGUAAAACUAGAGGCAGGUAAAAGUUAUUAGGGUUUGUUUUGUGUGUUAUAAAAGAAUUGGCAUUGGCAAUCUAGUUCAGUUCCUAAGUUAGUAUCCAUGUAUGAAAUUAACACUAUCUCAGUGGUGCAGAGAACCUCAGCAAGAUGGCUAGAAGCUCAAAGUGGCAGGAAUACAGCAUUUUUACUUUUCAUUAAAAUUAUUUGUGAUUUCUAAAAAGUCCGUUUGCAGAAAAAAAAAGAAAAAGGGGGAGUCUAUGUGAAAAGCAGAAGCUUUGAAAGCAUAAAACUAAGUUUUCCCUGGGAAAAAAAGUUUUAGAUGCUCAAAAAUCCUUAUAUAAUCUAAAGUUUUAAGAGAGCACACUUAAAUUCCUGUUACGGUUAAAAAUGAUUUUAAAGUAUAUUGAUGACACAUAAAGCUCUUUUGGGUAGUUGGAAAACAUAAUGCUAUUUUUAUUUAUUGCUUUUUUUAGGUUUGAAAGUAAUAAGGGCUGUUUACACAGUCAAGGUCAUUUACUGAAUUAUCUUCUGUUUCUAGGUUUUAAGUAAAAUGUGAAGUGUGACAUGCCUCUUCAGAAAAAAAACAGGAGGCACAAGAAUUCUGUGUUGUAGGGCAAACAUAGGUACAGAUGAUGUCAAAUACGUUGCAUAUUUCAGUGGCAAUUAAACUAUUGAUAUAUUACAUACUGUGCGUAUCCUCAAAAAGUUUGAUGCAGUUGAGCUUCCAAGAUGUCUGUUAAAUUACAGGAAUUGGGUCAGGCUCUGGUGGGAGGGAAGGAGAGAUCCUUGAUACUAUUUUUUAUGUGUAAGAAAAUUCUGGUAGCAGUACAAUGUGUCUAAUAUCGUAAGAACUUCACCUUGCAAAUCAAAGCAUUAUUUUUUCUUCUCUUGUAGAAUAGAGUGGACUUUGCCAUAACAAACCAAUACAUUCAGCACUUGCAGGGAUCUUAUUUUAGUUUUGUGAAUGUGCGCAAACUGACUGUGAGAAAACUGCAUGGCAUCAGGUGUUUGCUUUUGAAGUUUUUAUUUCAAUUGUGUCAAAGAUCUUUCGUGAUUACUCUUGCUUAUUUCUAACUCAAUGGUUUGUAGUAAUAUAUUGCUCUGGACAGCUGUUAAGUUGUAGGGCAAACAUAGGUACAGACGAUGUCAAAUACAUUGCAUACUUCAGUGGCAAUUAAACUAUUGAUAUAUUAAAUAUAAAAAUGACAAAUACUAACUAGAACUUAAUUUUCAAAAUCAGAUCAUGUAACAAGC